Molecule: messenger RNA, 956 nt
Organism: Lentinula edodes (shiitake mushroom)
Lineage: Eukaryota; Fungi; Basidiomycota; Agaricomycetes; Agaricales; Omphalotaceae
Product: thioredoxin-like protein
Exons: 7
Coding region: 138-806 (222 amino acids)
Source: RefSeq, a predicted model, not a curated record
GCUUCGCUUCGCUCGCAAUCACGGGGUCUUACGUCAUUUCACAAGCCCCUGUCGGGCCCUGAAAGGCGUCCAUAAGUUCGACGCCGGCCACCAUCUUGUCGUUCACCACAUUCUGUUCGCCUAUCUCUUUUCGGGCCAUGCUGACCGUCCACCAUCUCAAUAAUUCGCGUUCUCAACGUAUUCUAUGGCUCCUUGAAGAGCUCGAGGUGCCAUAUGAAAUCAAGAAGUACUAUCGUCUCCCAAGCAUGCGGGCUCCGCCGGAACUCCUCGCGGUGAACCCGAUGGGCAAAUCGCCUGUGAUUACAGACGGGGAGAUAAACAUUGCGGAAAGUGGUGCUAUCAUAGAAUAUAUCAUUAGGAAAUAUGGUCAAGGAAAACUCGCAACUCUUGCGGAGGAUAGCCAAGGCGCUAUUGACGACCUGUAUUUCCUUCAUUAUGCUGAGGGAUCCCUCAUGCCUAUCCUCGUCCAAAAGCUAAUUUUCAGUCUCAUACCUGCUCGUUCGCCGUGGUUAAUACGAUGGUUCUUCAACUUCAUCUUCAAUGAGUUGGCGCGGCAAAUUGUCGAGCCAGAGUUGAAAAAGAGUGUUGAUAUGGUCGAAUCACAUUUGGCCAAAAAGGAUUGGCUAGCGGGCGGUUCGGGGCCAACCGCUGCGGACUUUUCAAUGAGUAUGUGUCUGGAAAUCCUAGAGCAAGAGAGAAUUGCACAUCCGGCCACGGUUGCGUAUGUUAAGAGACUGCAAGCCAGGCCCGCAUAUAGAAGGGCAUUACUGAAGGGAGGAGAAUAUUCAUAUGGUCCAAAAUUGUGAAGAUAGAUGCCAGACAUUUCCAAGGAUAGGGAUUUUGUCUUCGCGAGCUUGGCCAUGGCAAGUGUACUGAUAAGCCUCAGUAUGUAGAAAUAAUGUUACAAUAUGUCAUGAGCUUGAAGUUCAAGUUGGUGUCAAAAAAAGUUGGAAAGC